Messenger RNA from Fragaria vesca subsp. vesca, 1385 nucleotides. Its product is annotated as heme oxygenase 1, chloroplastic-like. NCBI's taxonomy places the organism in Eukaryota, Viridiplantae, Streptophyta, Magnoliopsida, Rosales, Rosaceae. The record is from RefSeq and is a predicted model, not a curated record. The transcript has 4 exons. Gene Ontology annotation, biological process: heme oxidation; phytochromobilin biosynthetic process. The coding region runs from base 348 to 1193 and encodes 281 amino acids. Gene Ontology annotation, molecular function: heme oxygenase (decyclizing) activity.
CUCCCAAAACGACGCCGUUCACCCCCUGACCCUCUCCCGUCGUCUCUAUCCCACCAGUAAACUAAACCAUUAAAACACAGAAAGCUCAAACCCAAAACCACACCCUUUAUCCAAUCCAAACAUUGAAAAUUCUUGAUACAAUACAAAUCACAGACACCCCCAUACUCCACCAUCAUCUCACUUCGAUAAUUCCAAUACAAUACUCCAUCGCUUUGCCUUGAAGACUACGUGACGCAGCUCCUCAAGCCACCCCCCAUAAAACACUCUUUAUUUUAGUCCCACAAAUCUCCGUACACGCUACAGAAGUCUCUCAGAGCCUUUCUUACUCUUCUGGGUCUUCAAGCAAUAUGGCUUCUUUAACCCCAAUAUCCCAAUCCCAGUCCCUCUUCAACAAACCCCAGCUCAAGUUCAAACUACCGUCGUCAGAUUUCUUGCCCAAAAGUUUCACGGUCUCGUUUUCCAAGAUGAACCCCACUAUGCCCAUGAAGUCCGCCGCCGGAGUGGUGUCGGCGACGACGGCGGAGAUGCCGCCGAAGAAGAGGUACCCGGGAGAGGGGAAGGGGUUUGUGGAGGAGAUGAGAUUUGUGGCGAUGAAGCUGCACACGAGAGACCAGGCUAAGGAGGGUGAGAAGGAGGUGAAGGAGCCUCAGGAGAAGGCGGUGGCUAAGUGGGACCCAACGGUGGAGGGGUACUUGAAGUUUCUGGUGGAUAGCAAGCUGGUGUAUGAUACGCUUGAAGGGAUUGUUGACAGGGCUCCCUUCCCUUCUUAUGCUGAGUUUAGAGAUACUGGAUUGGAAAGGUCUGAAAAGUUGGCCAAAGAUUUGGAGUGGUUCAAGGAGCAAGGUCAUGCUAUACCAGAACCUUCUGCUCCUGGUAUCACCUAUGCUGAAUAUCUCAAGGAAUUGUCAGAGAAGGAUCCUCAAGCAUUUCUCUGCCACUUCUACAAUAUAUACUUUGCUCAUUCAGCCGGUGGUCGAAUGAUUGGGAAAAAGGUGGCUGAAAUGAUCCUCGACAAGAAAGAUUUAGAAUUCUAUAAAUGGGAUGGUGAACUUUCCCAAUUGUUGCAGAACGUAAGGGAGAAAUUGAACAAAGUUGCGGAGAGCUGGACGAGGGAGGAAAAGAACCAUUGCUUGGAAGAAACUGAGAAAUCAUUCAAACAUUCAGGAGAAAUUCUCCGUCUAAUAUUGUCAUGAUAGCGUUGUUGUUGCUGCUGCUGCUGCUGCUGUUGUGAUAUUGUGUUUCUAUUAGCGCACACUAGAUGUUGUAAGCCUUGACCUUGGAGACAUCGGAUAAGUUACGUUGCUAUAGAAAAACAAUUGUUCAUUAUGUAAAUACGAUCCUAUCACGCCUUUAUAUUUAUGAAAUCCAUUUUCUUUUUUUAUCUU